ACCUGCCCUCCAAUCACAUCAAUGGAAGGGCAAGGAGGGAGGAGUACUGCUAGGGGAGGCUAGUAGUGGCUGAAGGUGCUUGGGGGGGUCUUCUGUUCUAUCCCUUGGGUGAUAGGCACGGCUCAUCAGACCCAAAACUUCCAACACGGUCAACGGCCGUAAGCGAGGGACAACGUCACAUGUCAGAAAGAGACCAAGGAACCUGCACUUCUUUUCCUAGAAUCUCUCAUCUCAACAGCAGGAGGUUCUGUAAAUCCCUACGUGAACACAAGAAGUGCGACUUUGUAAGAGAGUGAUAACGAGAUUGUCCCUAAUGGAUUGUUUGCUUGUGAGGGUCUAACUAAAUAUCCAAAUGACAGUGGCCUGCCUUCUCCAGAUGUCUCUUAUUGUAAGAGACGUGUGCUAAGCAAAACCUCAUCUGGAACACUCUGGCUGUUGAUUGGAUCUUAUAGGGACACAAGGUAACCUGCACUGAGAUGGUAAAGUAACAGGUACCUACCGGUGACACUAUAGCAGAUCUUCUAAACAUCACCAUCCAGUAGAUAUCAACCACAGAAGCUGCCACAGCAAGUGUGUAUGCCUGCUUAUCUACCAUCCACUCCAGUGCCUUAUGGAGAUGCCAACUGCAGCAGGACAGUAGGUGCAAUAGAAAGGCCCAUGCAGAACAAGAACCUGCAUUCUGUUAGAUUUAAAGACAACCUGGACCAUGCAAAGGCCAUAGAGCAGAUCAGUGGUCUGAUGAUACCAAAUCUAGAGGAUGUGUCUCACCAGGAGAUAGAAGGAGACUAUGUGGACCUUUUAGACAUUGCUGCUUCGGCAGAGCACACCUCCUCUUCUUGCCCACCUGAGAUGGGGGAUCCCCCUGUUGCUAAUGGAGAUUCUGUUUUAAAUAUUGCUACAAAUAAUAAUAAUAAAAAGUGGAUUUGUGGGCGUGUUCUGACAAGCAAGGAAGGAGCUUGCACCCCUUGUUUGAGAAGAAGGUUCAACCAAGGUUUGAACUUGCAGGAGACAAAGUGCCGCUUCCGACAGUCGUACCUUGCUGCUUUAAAAAACCCAGUUAAUUUUAGCUCUGUGCCCAUGGCGGAUAUUUUGGAAGAUCCAGUGGGCAGAGUAGAGCUUUCUACAACUUUUGCAGCUUUGGAAAGUCCUCUCUGCUCACGGCGCAAGAAUCAGGCCAACGUGACCUCCCACAGGUUAUUGCCAGGGAAAGCAGAGGCAAAUAGAAUUGGAGACAUGUCUGGUCAGAGCACUUCCAGAAAUCCCAAACCCACCACUACGCCUGGUUCAGAGCCCUCGCCAUCUCUUGUCCACAGAUUUUCAUUUUUAAGAGGUCAACGGAGUUCCUCAACAUCAGGAGAUGGACUACCUAUAGAUGCCAAUGCCAACCAAUAUGGUGGCACCUGGAGGAGAGUGUCUGCUGUCUGUUCCCCACGCCUCAGCAGAAGUAGAUUCGGUGGAAAAGCAACGGUGGCCAACGCUGGCCUUGAGGUGACUUCCACAGUUCAGAAGGUACCUUCCAAAGCUGGAUUGUGGGUGUCCAUAGUAGGAUCUCCAGUAAAAGGCACUGUUCCAUUGGAGACUAUCCAUGACCCUCCCAUCCAAUGCCAAGAUCUGAGUGCUAAGCUUUUAUACUCAGGAAUUGCGUGCCUCCCAGGGAGCCGUGACAAGUUGGGCAGGGCUGUCAUCCAGAUGACUACUGACAGUUCAUCUUGGGAUGCCCCUUGGUGCUCGACAAGGGAAGUGGCACGCCUCCUACUCUACCUCUGCUCUGUUGCCAGGAAAGAAGUGAAAGAUCUCGGAAUGCUGAUUCUGGUGGAUGCCAGGAAACAAGGCCCAUCACCCUGCCUGCACACUGCUCUACAUUCAGUACAGGCUUCUUGCCCCGGAUCCAUUCAAAGCAUUUUAAUCCUAGUGGAAAAAGAGACAGCUUCCCAGCUGGAUAGAAUUCCCGGGCUGCAGGUGGAGGUCUUGACUUCGCUGAAGGCUCUGAGCCGGUACGUGGAGAUUGGGCAACUGACCUGGGACCUAGGAGGUACCUUCCCAUACUGUCACAGCGAGUGGGUCCAGUUUUACCAGAAACUGGACGCAUUCUUAUCAGACCUGAGGAAGGCCUCUGACUUGCUACAAAACUCCAUCCAGGAGCUGGGCGAGGGCAGUGCCCCACAGGACUCUCGGGAAGUGGAGGAGAAGAUGGCACAACACAGGGAUCUUAUGAAGAUGGUUUUAAGUGAUUCCCGCUUGGUGUCCCUGCAGCGGGAAGGAGGGACAACCUUGGCCAGGCUCCGCAAGGAGGCAAUGCGCUUCUGCUGCUCUCAGGAUGUCAGGAGUGCGGUUGAGGCAGCUGUGCAUUUGUACAACCAACUGGAGGAGCAGGUACAUGCCCUAGUGACCAAGUCCAACCGAAGGCUGGAACUCCUCGAGUCAUUACUGAAAAUCCGAGAGCUAGAAAGCCAGUUUACCCAGCUGAGCUCCUGGAUGGAUGGAGAUGGAGAGAAUCAGUUACACGAGAUGGACACCAUGGAGUGGUCCCUGGACAGCCUCGAGCGAUAUCACAAGAAGUUCAAGGACUUCUUCCUCCAAGCAACGGUGCAUUACAAUCACGGGCUAGUACUUCUCGACGAUGCCAAUAAAUUCAACAGGUCUCAUUUCCCAGAGAUGGAAUCUUUUAAGACGGCAAGAAGCAGCUUCCAGACAAGACUCACCAGCUUUUACAUGUGCGUAGAGAGGCAGAAGGAGGAGUUGGAGAAACUUUUGAAUCUCUACAGCUUUUGUGAUAAGAUAUCUCAGCUGACUGUGAGCUGCAGCCGUUACCUUGGACAGCUAAAGAAGUCAGAGCAGAAGCUAUGCCUUCCAGAGACCCGACAGUGCCUGGAAAGUUACCUGCAGCGGCUGACUGAUGAACUGUCGGCUGACAAAUUCCAGGAAAUGAAAGAGGAGUCCUACUCACUCAGCAGCAGCAGAGGACUAACUGUAUGGAAUGAGACAUGGCUGAGGUGUCAGGAGUCCAGGCAACUCCUAGAGGAGACUUUGGAGAAAUGUAAAGAAGAGCAGAGGACAGAUGUAGCAGGCCGGCACAAAGAUACUUCUGGGAGCUCAAAUAGCAAAAAACAAAGUGCAGAUACUCCAGCUGGUUUUUCCAAUGAAGUGUCACCAAGAAAUCAAAGGGGAGAAGAAGAAUUUAGGCCCAGGGGGAGCAUGAGAACAGCUGAAACUACUGUAAUAAACUGUUGUAGCUUUGGCCUCCACACUGGUUCUGUAGGACUGUUCUUGAAGGCAUCUAGGAACAAUCGGAACAGGAGACCAGCAAGAGAACCAGUUAUCUCAAAGGGAUGUUCCACCAGUGAGGAAUCUAGGAGUAGCAGUGAUGCAGAUCCAGAGCACACAGAGCUUAUGGUUCAAAACUCCAACAAUGAAGCUUUGGAGAUUCUCCGUUCUCCAUCCCCAACUUUGUCUCGGACAACCCCAGUACCACCACCAUGUGCCUCCAAGUCAGACCAUUUAGGAUGGCUGGCACUUGGCAGAUCUCUCAGUGAUGACUCAAGCACUAUUUCCAGAGGGGAUGCUGGUAGAUCAGUUAUGCAACCGGGGAGGCACUGUCCUCUCUCCAGACAUGCUAGCUUCUCCACAGGGGACUCAGGCUCUCAGUAUUCCUCAGAAAGCUCUUCGCUUAUAUCUCCCUUGCUAGCAAUGGAGCCACUUAUUCCACGUAUGCCUUGGACAAGGGGAACUAUGAGUGAUUCAUCUCGGGAAAGUGACUGGUCUAUGAAAGCCAACUUUGCUAAGAUGCACAAGAUUAUGGAGGAGCUCCUUGCUACUGAAAGAGAUUACGUUUGUUCCCUGGGGUAUGUCCUGUCUCACUACCUGAGUGAAAUGGACCGUUCAGAUGUCCCGUCGACACUACGUGGUCAGCAUGCUGCCAUCUUUGGUAACCUGGAGAAACUCUACGAGUUCCACAGCCAUGUUUUUCUACAAGAACUGACUAGCUGCCGACGAGAGCCCAGCCUUGUUGGAGGCUGCUUCCUUAAACAUAAGGAUCAGUUUGGGCUUUAUGCAUUUUACAGCAAGAACAAGCCCCAGUCGGACAGACUCUUGCAGGAACAUGGAGCAGCAUUCUUUAAGAGGAAGCAGCAGGAACUAAAAGACAAGAUGGACCUCUCUUCCUACCUAUUAAAACCUAUCCAGCGCAUAAGCAAAUAUAGCCUACUCCUGCAGGACCUAGAGUGGGAGCUGAAGGGACAGAGCACUCGACAAGCCGAGCUGCAGGCCGCUCGCGAAGUUGUCCGUUUCCAACUACGGCACGGCAAUGACCUCCUCGCCAUGGACGCUAUUCAGGACUGUGAUGUCAACUUAAAGGAGCAGGGACGGCUCCUGCGUCAGGGGGAAUUCAUGAUCUCCUACAAGAAAAAGAAAUGUUGGAGGAGAGUCUUCCUUUUCGAGGAUCUCAUUCUCUUCAGCAAAGCCAAGAAGACUUCAUCUGGUAGUGAGGUCUAUGUGUACAAACAGUCAUUCAAGACUUCAGAGAUCGGCCUUACUCACACCUUAGGGGGCAGCGGGCUUUGCUUUGAGAUCUGGUUCCGAAGAAGGAAAUUGGAGGACACCUACACACUGCAGGCACCCUCAGCAGAAGUCAAGGAGGCCUGGACAGGGGAUUUGCAGAAGAUCCUUUGGGACCAAGCCAUAAAGAACCGAGAGAUGCGCAGACAGGAACGUGUGUUUUCUGGCAUUGGGUGCAAACCUUUCACGGAUAUCCAGCCAAGUGAUUCAGCUAUCAGCAGCAGAACUGUCCCAGAUGACAACCUUCGCUCAUCUCCUGCAGUCACUCUGCCAUUUCCCACAUCUCCAGUGCCACUGCGCUCCAUGUCAGUGGGUUCCCGGAGCAGUGCCAGUAGUGCUGUAUCCCUGGGCGGCUGUUCCUCCACCUCCUCUGGUCGAGGCUCACUCAGCCCCCAUCAUGGCUGCCCUAGCUCAGAGCCCUCGUGGAGGUCCUACAAAACUGAGUCUCCACGGGAGAGGGAGGCUGGCGUCUUCUUAACCGCUAGUUCCGGUUCCUCAGAAGGAAGCGUCAGCGGUUUGAGCUCUUCGGUUCCAAUUCACUUUCCACUGGGUCAUAAGAACAUGUGUUACCCCCUGGAUUGCUGGCGCCCCCUGCACGCUACAGAGAAGCCCCCAGGAAACAACAUCCCUUAAGGGACACCUAUAGGGAAGCCUUUUCGGGAACACACAUGAACUUUAUAUCUAAAUGCAGCUGGGCUGAUAUACCUGUGAGACACUAAAUUUUAAAUAAUGUAAAUAAAUGAAUAAAAUGCAUUUUAUUGGAUA
Molecule: messenger RNA, 5319 nt
Organism: Xenopus tropicalis (tropical clawed frog)
Lineage: Eukaryota; Metazoa; Chordata; Amphibia; Anura; Pipidae
Gene: plekhg4bl
Product: pleckstrin homology and RhoGEF domain containing G4B like
Exons: 21
Coding region: 577-5187 (1536 amino acids)
Molecular function (GO): guanyl-nucleotide exchange factor activity
Source: RefSeq, a predicted model, not a curated record